Molecule: messenger RNA, 6170 nt
Organism: Clupea harengus (Atlantic herring)
Lineage: Eukaryota; Metazoa; Chordata; Actinopteri; Clupeiformes; Clupeidae
Gene: si
Product: sucrase-isomaltase
Biological process (GO): carbohydrate metabolic process
Molecular function (GO): carbohydrate binding; alpha-1,4-glucosidase activity
Source: RefSeq, a predicted model, not a curated record
CUGAAUAGAGCUUGCUGGGAGUGAUGAGGAUCAUGCUUAAUCAUAACAAUAUGUGUUUGUCAUGUUGACAUGAUUUGUGACAUUUAUUCUACACUGUAUUCUCCACUCAUGUUUGUCUCAUUCUUCAAGAACUGCCAAUUUUUUUCCUACCUUUCUUGCUCUGUCCAUGCUUUCUUUUAUUAUGCUCUCUCAUUCUCUCUCCCUCUUUCUCUCUCUCUCUCUCACACACACACACACACACACAGACAUGCACACCUCCCACUUCUCUCUCUAUCUGACCACCACAAAAAGAUUACUUUCCCAUGACUCUACUCCAUAACACAGAGGACCUAGUCCUAGGUCAGGAGUGUGCGCUUUGCUUUACUUUACUUGGACCUUGAAUGCCAAACAUUGACAGUGUGGAGUAAUACUGUACUAGGAGGCAAAGAUGGGGAAGAGGAAGUUCUCGGGGCUGGAGCUCAUCCUCAUGGCGAUGUUCCUCCUGGUCAGCGUGGUCGCCGUGACGCUGGUGGUGCUGCUGGCCACAGGGGAGCCUGCGGUGAUCACAGAGGGCGAGACGCCGAAGCCACCGGAGGUAGUCCCCCAGUGCCAGAACAUGCCGCUGGCUGAGCGGGUGGACUGUUUCCCAGACUCGGGUGCCUCUCAGAGAAAGUGUCUGGAGCGUGGGUGCUGCUGGAAGCCUCUUGAUGAGACCAACGUGCCUUGGUGCUUCUUCUCGGAAAACCACGGAUACAAUGUCACUAGUGAUCACCAGCCAAGCAGUACAAAGGUGGAAGCUGUCCUGAAGAGAAAGACAGCUCCCUCCCUCUUUGGAGCGGACAUCGAGGAACUGUCCUUCCAUGCUGAGAUGCAGACAGAGAACCGACUGCGCUUUAAGAUUACAGAUGCCCACAAGCCCAGGUUUGAGGUACCCCAUGAACACGUGAAGCCUCCCGCCAAUCCUCCAACAGGCCCACUUCAAUACGAGCUGGAGCUCGUCAAGCAGCCUUUUGGCAUCCGAGUUCGCAGGGCAUCCUCCAAAAAAGUCUUGUUUGACACCACUAUGGGCCCACUGGUGUUCGCUGAUCAGUACCUUCAGCUCUCUGCAAAGCUUCCCUCUCACAACAUCUACGGGCUGGGCGAGCACGUGCACCAGCAGUUCCGCCAUGACACCAACUGGAGGACCUGGCCCAUCUUCACGAGAGAUGCUUUCCCCAAUGGAGGAACUGACAACCUCUAUGGGCAUUACCCCUUUUUCCUCUGCCUGGAGGACGACAGCGGCAAGUCCUUUGGAGUCUUCCUGAUGAACAGCAAUGCAAUGGAGGUGACCAUCCAGCCUGCUCCUGCGGUCACCUACCGGACCAUCGGUGGAGUGCUGGACUUCUACAUCCUCCUGGGGGACACCCCGGAGGCCGUGGUGCAGGAGUUCACAGAGUUGGUUGGCAGGCCAGUUAUCCCCCCAUACUGGGCUUUCGGGUUCCAGCUCUCCCGCUGGGACUACGGAAGUCUGGACGAGGUGAAGAGGACAGUGGAGAGGAAUCGUGACAUUGAUUUGCCCUAUGACACCCAGUACACUGACAUUGACUACAUGGAGGACAAGAAGGACUUCACAUAUGACCUUGUGAAGUUUAAGGACCUGCCUCAGUUUGCUGACUACAUGCACGAGAAAGGCCAGAAAUACAUUCUCAUUCUAGACCCUGCCAUUGCCAUCAGUCCCAGGCAGAAUGGGCCGUACCACUCCUACGACAGGGGGAGUGCAACCAACUCCUGGGUCACGGAGGCAGACGGGAAGACAGCCCUUGUUGGAGAGGUUUGGCCUGGGUUGACAGUGUUCCCAGACUACACAAACGCAUCUUGCAUUCAAUGGUGGGUUGAUGAGAUCGAGAGGUUCUACAAGGAAGUGAAGCAUGAUGCAAUUUGGAUCGAUAUGAAUGAAGUAGCCAGCUUUAUCAAGGGGUCAUCCAAAGGGUGUCCUGACAACACCUUAAACUACCCACCCUUCACUCCAAACAUCUUGGAUAAGCAGAUGUACAGUAAGACCUUGUGUAUGGAUGCCAAGCAGACCUGGGGAAACCAUUACGACGUGCACAGCCUGUACGGCUACUCCAUGACCCUGGCAACUGACGAGGCCGUGAAGAAAGUGUUUGGCAAGAGCCGCUCCUUCAUCCUCACGCGCUCCUCCUUUCCCGGAGUGGGCAAGUUCUCGGGCCACUGGCUGGGUGACAAUGCCGCAAACUGGAACGACAUCAAGUGGGCCAUCCCGGGAAUGCUGGAGUUCAACCUCUUUGGAGUCCCUUACAUCGGUGCGGACAUCUGCGGCUUCUUCGACGACUCGCCCGAGGAGUUGUGCCGCCGCUGGAUGCAGGUCGGAGCGUUCUACCCCUUCAGCAGAAACCACAACGCUCAGGGCUACCGGCCCCAGGAUCCUGCAUAUUACGGAGCCGACUCCCUCCUGGUGAGGACCUCCAAGCACUACCUGAACAUCCGCUACACGCUGCUGCCCUACCUCUACACCCUCUUCUACAAGGCCCACGUCAGCGGGGACACUGUAGUGCGACCCAUGAUGCACGAGUUCUAUUCUGAUAGCAACACUUGGACUGUGGACCGGCAGUUCCUGUGGGGGGCCCACCUGCUCAUCACACCUGUGCUGGAUCCUGGCGUUGACCGCGUAAGGAGCUACAUCCCGGACGCAGUGUGGUACAACUAUGAGACGGAGGAGCGGCUCACCGACCGUAAGAAGCACAUCGAUAUGUACCUUCCCUCAGACAAGCUUGGCCUACACAUCCGAGGAGGAGCCAUUCUCCCAACUCAAAGGCCCAAUGUCACCACCACCUACAGUCGUCUCUCUCCCAUGGGCCUGAUCAUCGCACUCGAUGACAACAAAAAAGCAUCAGGCGAGCUGUUUUGGGACGAUGGAGAUUCUCGAGAUACGGUUUCUACUGGUGCCUAUGUUCACUGCCAGUUCUCUGUGGAAAAAGGCAUUCUGACUAUAAGGGUCCUGCACAAUGGUUACACGGAUCCAAAUGACCUGAAGUUUGAGGACAUUGCCAUUUUGGGUGUGAGCGGUCCACCUACAUCUGUGUCCGUGCGCCAAGGCAACACAUCCACCACAGUGCCCGAAACAAGUAUUCAUUACGAUGCCACGAAAGAGGUGCUGCACCUCAGGGGGCUCGGGUUGAAUAUGGGGAUGGAUUACACCGUCACGUGGGACGAGGUGAACUCUGAUUUUGAGCGCUUUGACUGCCACCCUGAGGAAGACAGCAAUGAGGCAAAGUGCAAAGCCAGAGGCUGUAUCUGGCAGGUUUCACACCUUACCUCAGUCCCCUGGUGCUACUACCCUAAAGACUAUGGCUACACCGCCACGACUGUUUCUAAUAGCACAAGCGGAUGGACUUUUGACAUUGAGAGGAACACGGGGUACCCGAGCCCACGAUCACGGUCGGCCGACAUAGACAAACUCCGUGUGGAAAUCUCAUACCUCUCUGGGCACUCUCUGCGCUUUAAGAUCUAUGAUCCAGCUACAAAGCGCUACGAGGUGCCUGUGCCACUGCAGCUGCCCUCCACGCCUGAGGCGGACGAGGCCAAGAGGCUGUAUGAGGUGCGGGUCGAGCAGCAGCCCUUCGGCAUUAAGGUGGUCAGGAAGAGCACGGGCACUGUCAUAUGGGACUCCGUCUUGCCCGGCUUCACGUUCUCCGACCUCUUCAUCCAGGUGUCCACCCGUCUCGCUUCGGAAUAUAUCUACGGCUUUGGCGAGACGGAGCACCCGACCUACCGCCACGACCUGAACUGGCACACCUGGGGCAUGUUCGCCAAGGAUCAGCCCCCCGGGUACAAGAUGAACUGCUAUGGUGUUCACCCCUUCUACAUGGGCCUGGAGAAAACUGCAGAUGCUCACGGAGUCCUCCUGCUGAACAGCAAUGCCAUGGACGUGACCUUCCAGCCUACUCCAGCCCUCACCUACCGCACCCUCGGGGGCAUCCUGGACUUCUACAUGGUCAUGGGACCUACACCCGAGCUGGUAGUGCAGGAGUACACAGCGAUGAUUGGUCGCCCUGUCCUUCCGGCCUAUUGGUCCCUCGGAUUCCAGCUGUGUCGCUAUGGAUAUGCCAAUGACUCGGAGAUUGCAGAUUUAUACAGAGACAUGAGAGCAGCUGGAAUUCCUUAUGACGUCCAGUAUGCAGACAUCGACUACAUGGAGAGACAGCUGGACUUCGUUCUGGAUAAGGAGUUCCAGGGUCUGCCUAAUCUGGUGGACAGGAUGAGAGGAGAGGGCAUGCGGUUCAUUUUCAUCCUGGAUCCUGCCAUCUCAGGCAAUGAGACUGAGCCGUAUCCUGCCUUUACACGGGGUGUGGAAGACGACGUUUUCAUCAAAUGGCCCGCCGAGCUCAGCGGUGAUAUAGUCUGGGGAAAGGUGUGGCCUGACUUCCCCAAUGUCAUUGUUGAUGAGAACUUGGACUGGGACUCUCAAGUCGAGCUCUACAGGUCUUACGCCGCCUUCCCCGACUUCCUCCGCAACAGCACAGCGACGUGGUGGCAACGAGAGAUCUCCGACUUCUACCGCAACACAAUGAAGUUUGAUGGCCUGUGGAUCGACAUGAACGAACCUGCCAGUUUUGUCCACGGCACCGUCGGUGAGGGGUGUCUGGGUCCGGAGAUCUAUGACUUCCCUCCGUACAUGCCACCUCUGGAUUCCAAGCAUCUGGGCCUGAAACACAAGACACUAUGUAUGAACAGCCAGCAGUUCCUGAGUGACGGAACGCCAGUCAAGCAUUACGACGUCCACAAUCUUUACGGCUGGUCUCACACCAAGCCCACAUAUGAUGCCCUUCUGAAUGUGACCGGGAAGAGGGGGAUCGUGGUGACGCGGUCCACGUACCCUACCAGUGGCCGCUGGGCAGGACACUGGCUGGGAGACAACACUGCCGCCUGGGACCAGCUGUACAAAUCCAUCAUAGGAAUGAUGGAGUUCAGCUUGUUCGGCAUCCCUUACACGGGUGCAGACAUCUGUGGGUUCUUCAACACAGCCGAGCGUGAGAUGUGCCUCCGCUGGAUGCAGCUGGGGGCCUUCUACCCCUACUCUAGGAACCACAAUGGCAAAGGGAGCCCGAGACAAGACCCUGUAGCCUGGGAUGCAGAGUUUUCCGUGGCAUCCCGAGACGUGCUGAACAUCCGCUACACGCUGCUGCCCUACCUCUACACGCUGAUGUUUGAGGCCCACGCCGACGGCAGCACCGUUGUGCGACCCCUCCUGCACGAGUUUGUGAAUGAUAGAGUGACGUGGGACAUCCACAGGCAGUUCCUCUGGGGACCAGCACUGCUGAUCACGCCUGCACUGGAUCAAGGUGUCACUGAAGUCAGUGGUUACCUGCCAAAUGCCAAAUGGUACGACUAUCACACGGCUACGGCGGUGGGGAAGAGAGCUGAGACUGUGAGGAUGCACACCCCAUUGAACCACAUCAACCUGCACGUGAGAGGCGGUUACAUCCUCCCCUGGCAGAAACCUGAGAACAACACCCUCUACAGUCGCAAGAACCCCAUGGGACUUAUUGUUGGUCUUGAUGAUGACGGAUCGGCGCAGGGCUCCCUGUUCUGGGAUGACGGCGAGGGCAUCGAUACUUAUGAAAAGAACCAGCACCUCUCGAUGACUUUCACAGCAAACAAGAACACGCUAAGCAGCCAGAUCAGCCACGAUGGCCUGGCUUCUGCAGACCACCUGACCCUGGGCGAGGUGAAGGUGUGGGGCGCUGGGCGUGUGGCCAUCACCCAGGUCAUCUUCCGCACCCAGGGGGCUGCUGAUGUCAGCCUGGGAUUCACGCAUAACCAGCAAACAGAGGAGCUCAUCCUGCACGGAACAGAGCGAUCUCAUCCACUGCAUCAGCCCUUCACCAUUCUGUGGAACACUGGCGUUUAACAUGCACAGGCAGAAGCUCUUCUCAUUUACAAGUUAAAGGUGCACAGAAAAGUACUGAAAUCAUUGCGGCAAUGGUAUCAUGAGACUCAUAUUGUACUGCAAAAACUAAGAAAAUGUUCUAGUAUUUCAGAAUUCUGCUGGGGUAUUUAUGGGCUUUGUUAAUAGCCGAAUAAAUGUUGUACUUGACUACACGUGUACAUGAGGGGAAAAAAUGAAAUUCAACCUAAUGUUUUUAUCAAGGAAAAAUGUUUGUAAUAAAAUAAUUUGCUUUUGAAAGACA